Messenger RNA from Aspergillus mulundensis, 3555 nucleotides. RefSeq names its product putative kinesin family protein (BimC). The coding region runs from base 1 to 3555 and encodes 1184 amino acids. Gene Ontology annotation, cellular component: nucleus; spindle microtubule. Lineage: Eukaryota; Fungi; Ascomycota; Eurotiomycetes; Eurotiales; Aspergillaceae. Gene Ontology annotation, biological process: mitotic spindle assembly; microtubule-based movement. Gene Ontology annotation, molecular function: microtubule binding; plus-end-directed microtubule motor activity; ATP binding. The record is from RefSeq and is a predicted model, not a curated record. The transcript is spliced from 5 exons.
AUGGCCGGCCCCCAGCGGGCUACUUCUGGCCUUCCUACAAGGCGAACGACCACGCGACAGCCGACUCGACGGGCGGGUUCUGCGAUACCAGAAGGACGGACCUCCACGGUGUCACCAGCACUAUCUGCGAAAGCGCCCGCAGCCAGCCGGACGCGCGCAUCGAAGCAACCGACCGAGCCUGCGAGCGUAACUGCGAAGCGAAAAGAGAGGGACAUCGAGCGAGAAAUCAACGAAGACACAAGCAUACAUGUGGUUGUACGAUGUCGGGGGCGCAACGAGCGGGAAGUGAAGGAGAACAGUGGGGUAGCCCUUCAGACCGAGGGAGUUAAGGGGCAAACCGUUGAGUUGUCGAUGGGCCCUAAUGCAGUAUCCAACAAAACCUACACGUUCGAUAAGGUAUUCUCCGCAGCGGCAGACCAAGUCACGGUAUACGAGGAUGUUGUUUUGCCGAUUGUCACUGAGAUGCUGGCUGGGUACAACUGCACGAUAUUCGCAUACGGACAAACCGGUACUGGAAAGACGUACACGAUGUCUGGAGAUAUGACGGACACUCUGGGUAUCUUAUCUGACAACGCCGGUAUCAUCCCUCGCGUUCUAUAUUCAUUAUUCGCCAAGUUGGCGGAGACGGAGAGCACCGUGAAAUGCUCCUUCAUCGAACUUUACAACGAGGAACUCCGAGACUUGCUUUCGGCAGAAGAGAAUCCGAAGCUGAAGAUCUACGAGAACGAGAAAAAGGGCCAUAUGAGCACGCUAGUACAAGGGAUGGAGGAGACGUACAUCGAUUCUGCGUCUUCAGGUAUCAAGCUCCUCCAACAAGGGAGUCACAAGCGUCAGGUUGCUGCGACCAAGUGCAAUGACUUGAGUUCUCGAAGUCAUACAGUAUUCACUAUCACGGUCAACACUAAGCGGACGACAGAAUCCGGAGAGGAAUACGUGUGUCCAGGCAAGCUGAACCUGGUCGAUCUGGCUGGUAGUGAGAACAUUGGGCGAAGUGGUGCUGAAAACAAGCGCGCGACGGAGGCCGGCCUGAUCAACAAGAGCUUGCUUACUCUUGGUCGUGUGAUUAAUGCCCUCGUUGACAAGAGCCAACACAUUCCUUACAGAGAGUCGAAGCUCACGCGCUUACUUCAAGACUCCCUCGGAGGGCGGACCAAAACAUGCAUCAUUGCUACGAUUUCGCCUGCUCGAGGCAAUUUAGAGGAGACGAUCUCCACGCUGGAUUAUGCUUUCCGAGCGAAGAACAUCCGCAACAAGCCGCAGAUCAACUCCACUAUGCCGAAGAAGACGCUUCUUCGCGAAUUCACGGCAGAAAUCGAGAAGCUGAAGGGAGAAUUGAUAGCGACCAGACAUCGUAAUGGAGUGUACAUGUCGGUGGAAUCGUAUGAAGAGAUGACCAUGGAGAAUGAGUCGCGAAAGAUUAUUAGCGAGGAGCAGCGAGCCAAGAUCGAAUCUAUGGAGUCCAGCUUGCGCCAUAAGGUGCAAGAGUUGCUUGCCUUGACGGGUAAGUUCAAUGACUUGAAGAGAGACAAUGACGACACACUGGCCGCUCUAUGUUCGACCAAUGAUGUCCUCCAACAGACCGACAUUGUCUUGCAAAGUACCCGAGCACAGCUGGAAGAAGAAGAGAUGCUGCGAAGUGCCCAUGAGCAGACUGAACACCAGCUUCAGGACGUUGGCCAAGCCCUCAUAUCGACCCUAGACCAAACCGUUCACGAUAUCGGCAGCCUACAGUCAAAGUUAGAUCGAAAAGCAGAGCUGGAUGCUGCCAACACAGCAAUAUGGCAAACAUCGUCUACUGAGGUUUCGGAUGUGACGAAGCAGAUUGAUCAGCGAGUCGAGACCUUCCAAACGCAGCACGCGGAGCUCCUGGAAACAACGGCAGCCAGAGUAAACGACUUCAUUGCCACAGAACUCUCUCACUUUGCGUCCACACGGUCCGAUCUAUCCGGAUACACCCGAUCAUUGGACAUGGCCUACAAAGAUGCCAAGGCCGAAACAUCUGGCGCUCAUGACGACAUGAACAAUGUGCUUGAAGAGAUCAAGGACUUGCGUGAAGAAGUCAAGUCCAAGGUGGGGGAGGGCCUGAAUGGUUUAUCUGCUGCCGCAGCUCGGAUAUCCGAAGAGGUUAUUGGCGAAUUCACGGAGUUCCACAGUCAGUUGCACGCAUCUUAUAGUAAUCUCGGAAAGGAUCUCAGGUCCAUAUUUGAGACGAUGACUACGCACCUUGCAGAACAAAGGAACGAGAUAGACAGGCUAAGGGUUGAACUUCAGAAUGCGAACCGCCAAAACAUAGAAACGACACACAAGGCUUCUGCCAACCUCGCACAAGCUAUCGAAGAUGAGCACGUUGCCGCGGAGGCCGAAAGAAACCUUUUGAUGGCACAGAUCAAGGCGCUGGUCGAAGAAUCUCGCCAGAAGCAAUUUAGCCGUCUGAAGAGUAAGAUUGAUGGCGUCAGGACGGAGAUUUCAUCAUCGGGAGAAAUGUUAGACCAUGCCACCACGCAUCAUGAUCGUCAAGUCGAUGAAUGGGUUUUCAAGUCCGAACAGUUUGCCAAGGACGUUAACGCCUCGAAAGAUGAGGUCAAGACAAGACUGCAAAGUGACUGGGAGGCCUUUGAUCAGCGCAAUUCUUCCAUUCGAAAGGCGACAGAAUCUGUCCACAAGGAGACGGUACGCAUUGUCGACGCUCAGAUGGACGACAUGGGGCGACAAAUGGAAGCCCUGGACGAUUUUGUGGCCAAGGCACGGUCUCAGAAUGGUCAUUACCGCGAUGCGCAUAUUUCUACACUAAAUACUAUCGCCAACGAUGUCCGCAAAUCCUACUCUUCGAUUGAGGAGCGCGUUGACGGCUUGACCGACCGAAUGAACCAGUUCCAACAGGAAGCAACCCACCAACAUGCCACCCUGGAAGGAUCCAUUGCUCCACUCUCAGAAGAUGUUCGGAAGCCCCUUUCGGACCUUUCUUCCACUAUCCAAAAUCGGUCUCUGGAAGAAUAUGUUGCGACUGGCGUCACCCCGAAGAAACGGAAAUACGACUACCCUUCUGUCCUGCCAAGCACGGAGCCACAUGAGACUCUCAGGUCUCGACUAAGGACGACAAAAGAUAUGGAAGUUCUUCCAUUCAACGACGAGGAUAGGCUGUCCGUCCCCGUUAGCUCUCCAGGAAACUCCACCCCGAAAGGCUUCGUCUACAAUGAUGCCGAGGACGAGGUAGGAACUCAUGCACCAUCUGUGACCAACGUCAACCCCUCCAACACUGGGCUUAGGGAAGUCGAUGCAAACGUCGCCGUCAGACCGCUCGUGUAUAGUGUGGACGACAAGAAUGCAGCAGACCAGGACGGUUUCCCUGCUGCCAACUCGGACGGUGCAACAGGAACCGACGGCAUGGAUGAACCCCCAACCAAGAGGCGCCGCUCAAAUUCGGCUGCCGUUGAGACUAAGCUGCCAAACAAAAUGCUUGCCAGGAGGAUGGCUGGUAUGAUGGAAGGGAGGGAAAAUGUCCCACCCCCUGGAGUUUCUAGUGGACGUAGGCUGAGAGGCCGCCCGUCGCCUUGA